This is a messenger RNA of Scophthalmus maximus (turbot), 4783 nucleotides long. RefSeq names its product filamin A interacting protein 1-like (gene filip1l). The coding region runs from base 404 to 4135 and encodes 1243 amino acids. NCBI's taxonomy places the organism in Eukaryota, Metazoa, Chordata, Actinopteri, Pleuronectiformes, Scophthalmidae. The transcript has 6 exons. The record is from RefSeq and is a predicted model, not a curated record.
ACACACACACACACACGCACACACUCACAAGACACACACACACACACACACACACACACAAACGGUCGGUCUUCAUAGUCCCCAGCCACAGACAUCAUCAUCAUCAUCACACACACACAUGCACACACACACACACACACACAACAGCAGCAGCAGCAGCAGCUCCCUCAGUCUGUCAGGAGUCGCUCCUCUCAACCACUUGGAUUGUACAAGGCCAGCUGAGGACGCGAUAGGAGAGAGAAAAGGGACGCUCGCCAUCGGGGAGGAGAGCAGAGCAAAAUAUUCACACUGAGGAUAAAGCUUCAUCUGAGGCGGCGGGCGGCAGGCUGACGGCACAGCCAGUGGCACUGCAGAGGCACAACAGCACAGUGGGCUUAAGCGUCGCUGCGAGGGGUAGAAGAGCAUGCGAUCCCGCAGCAACAGUCUGGAGGACAUAACCAAGGCCAAGCUCGUGCAGCAGCAGCAGCAGGCGGACACACGCAAGCGAUCCGCGGAGCGAGAGGAUCCCUCGGGGAGGGCCGAGCGCCGCGGCCGCUAUCGCGAACUGCCGGAUGACACUGGCACUGUUCAGCGCAACUAUAACAUGGCAAAGAACAGCACAUGUGCCGGUGGGACCGGCAGUGGCAGUGGUGCUACGAAAGGAGGUCGGAGGGAGAAGGGCAGGGACCUUUCCCGAGAUGACCUCGUCUUUCUGCUGAGCCUGCUGGAGGGAGAGCUGCAGGCCAGAGAUGAGGUGAUCACAGUUCUGAAGGCGGAGAAAAUUGACCUGGACCUGCUGGAGGCCAAGUAUGGCUUCGUCACACCCCAGAAGGUCCUACAGGCCCUGCAGAGAGACGCCAUCCAGGAGAAAUGUGACGGCUUCCAGGAGGACAUUUAUGAGAGGCCCAUGUUAGAGCUGGACAAGUUAGUGGAGAAGCAGAAGGAGACCCAUCGGCGGAUGCUGGAGCAGCUGCUGAUGGUGGAGCAGUCGCACAAACAGGCGCUGUACAAGCUGGAGGACGAGAAGAAGAACCACGGGGAGUUCAUGAAGAAGAGCGACGAGUUCACCAACCUGCUGGAGCAGGAGCGCGAGAGGUUGAAGCUGUUAAUUGACCAGGAAAAGGCCUACCAGGAACGAAAGGACGAAGACAACAGUAAAAAGGUCACAAGUCUGAAGGAGGAGCUGACAAAACUCAAGUCAUUUGCGUUGAUGGUUGUGGAUGAACAGCAGCGUGUCACUGAGCAGCUGAAACAACAAACAGUCAAGGUCCAAGAACUGAGUGCCAGUGCUUCACAAGCCCAGGAGGAGCUGAGCUCAGCUAAUGCCCGUCUGCAGGAAGAGGAGCAAAAGGUCUUUCGCUUGGAGUCUGAGCUGCGUGACCAGGCUUGUCGAUACCAUCUGGAACAAGAGACCAUGACUGCCAAAUUGACCAGCGAGGAUGCCCAAAGCAGGCAGCUGCGCCAGAAACUGUCAACUCUCAGCAGGCAGCUUGAUGAGCUGGAGGAGACCAACAAGACCCUGCGCAGAGCCGAGGAAGAGCUGCUGGAGCUCAGGGACAAAAUUAGCCGUGGUGAGUGUGGAAACUCCAGCCUCAUGUCUGAGCUUGAAGAGUUACGUAAAAGAGUACUUGAAAUGGAGGGAAAGGACGAAGAGUUGAUCAGAAUGGAGGACCACUGCAGGGACCUCAACAAGAAACUGGAGAAAGAGGCCAAUCAAAGCCGAAGUCUGAAGGCUGAAGUCGAUAAGCUGAACCACAGAAUUAUGGACUUGGAAAAAUUAGAGGAUGCAUUCAGCAGGAGCAAACAAGAAUGCAGCUCACUCAAAAGUAACCUGGAGAAGGAGAGGACAAUGUCAAAGGUUCUGACCAGUGAGCUGGAAGUUUUGAAAGUCAGGGUCAAAGAACUGGAGGCAGCAGAAACCCAACUUGGAAAGGCAGAGCUGACACUGAAGGAAGAUCUAACCAAGUUAAAGACUCUGACAGUCAUGCUGGUGGAUGACAGGAAGGCAAUGGCAGAGAAGCUAAAGCAAAUGGAGAACAAGGUCCAGAACAGCACCGGCAAACUUCAGGCUGAGCAGGACAAAGUUACAUCCGUAACAGAGAAGCUAAUUGAGGAGAGUAAGAAAGCACUAAGGUCAAAGGCUGAGCUGGAGGAGAAAAUGUGCAGCGCGACAAAGGAAAGGGAUGACUUGAAGGCCAAGUUGAGGGGUGAAGAGGAAAAGAGCAAGGAUUUGGAGUCAAAGAUCAAUAUGAUGAAGAAAAGGCUGCAAGCCCUAGAGAACGUAGAAAGGGAACACCUGAGGAACAAAGCUAAAGAGGAGCACAUUAAAACACCUAUUGCUUACCGCUUCCAACAGGAGGACAACAAAGUGAAGGAUUUGACACAGGAGGUUGAACGCCUCCGACGCAAAUUAAAGGACAUGAAGGUGGUAGAAGGUGAUUUAUUAAAAACAGAAGAGUUCGAAUCACUGGAGAAAAGAUUCGCCAAUGAACAAGAGAAAGCUAAAGUCUUGAUGGAAGAGCUGGACAUAUCCAGAAAAGAACUUUCAAAGUAUCAGCUGGCUGAAAAGAAAGAGUGCAACCAAGAGCAUGUUCUUUAUAAACGCUUGAAGGAGGAGGAGGCAAAGUCAAGUCACUUGACCCGAGAGGUAGCAGCCCUGAAAGAGAAAAUUCAUGAAUACAUGGGAACAGAGGACUCCAUUUGCCGCAUGAAAACUGAUCACUCUACUCUGCAAAGAAAACUAACCCAGCAGGAGGUCAGAAACAAAGAACUGGGCCGAGAAAUGGAGACACUCACCCGAGAGCUUGAAAGAUACAGACGAUUUAGCAAAAGUCUUCGCCCCGGCAUGAAUGGAAGACGCUUUUCAGACCUUCAUGUUUCCACCAAGGAAGUUCAGACGGAGCCACUUGACCUCAUGUCUCCCAACUGCAAGACGGUGGCGCCACUGGAACGCGCUGUGGUGAACGGCAAGCUGUAUGACGAGAGUGAACCUGAAGACAAUGCCUAUUACAGUAACGAACUUCAGCUCUCCAAGUGCAGCCCCUCACUUAUGAAUAAUGUCAAUAACCUCAACAACAACAUGAGAAGAGCACGAGUCCCGUUCCUCAAAAACAAAGACACCCCCCAUGCAGUGAACGGCAAAAUGCAACCGCGGCAGAAUGGCAAUCAUGUCCAGCCCGGUGAUGUGGUGUUGACCCACAGUCCGGGGCAGCCCCUGCACAUUAAAGUGACUCCUGACCACGGACACAACACAGCAAUGCUAGAGAUCACCAGCCCAACUACAGAAAACGCCCAGUCAUUCACCAGCACUGCCGUCAUACCCACAAGUGGAGGUCCACCCAAACAGAGAAUUACAAUUAUCCAGAAUGCCUCCAUAUCCCCCACUGCAAAAUCAAUUUCCCCAACAACAAAAUCUAAGGGUUCCCCUUUGUCCGAUGAGCUGUGUUCACCAGAUCGGGCCCUUUCCCCUUUCACUAUGGCCACAUACUCCAGAGCAAUGACCCCAGACUCUUGUGGCUCUGUAACACCAGACAGACCCAUGUCACCCAUACAAAUUGUGUCGGUCACAACCGGCACACCGGACCGCUCUCUCUCCACGGAGCCAGUGGAAGUUGUUGGAGGGCACGCCGUCUUCCGCGUGACCCCGGAAAGGCAGAGCAGCUGGCAGGUGCAGAGGUCCAACAGCUCGGGACCAAACGUCAUCACCACAGAAGACAACAAAAUCCACAUUCACUUAGGCGGCCCCUUCAUUCAGAGCAUCAGCACCCCGCCACAAACGCCGAGUCCCUGCCACACGCCUGGACUUCAAGAGCAACGGACUCAGGUGCUUGCAAAUUGCAGCACUUCCACUGCCAAAGGCAACAGCAAAAUCACAAGUAGCAUCAUGAUUAAGCCCACCUCCACCCCAAUCCAAAGGCCAUCACAAAUUACAAUACCUGCAGACGCAUUACGACGCCCAGGACCUACACGAAUCCCCAAACCGAAGAGCUUCAGCUCCCAGAAAGGGACAAACAGCCCUGCACUGCAGAACAAGAGUCAGCUGCCACACGCUCAUAUGACCGCUGGGAAAGAGCAGCACACACACGUGGCUGCCGCACACAACAACAACAACAACAACAACAACCCCAAUCUGAACCGCAGACUGUCACAUCAGUGAUACUUGUUGGGUUUUUUCUUUUGGUCACAAGAUUUAAUGUUGAUCUUUUGAGGUAGAAGGUCAACUUACAGUAUAUUUCACUUACACUAAAAACAAUGUCAUGGUUACUUCAAAUCUCAAAUGAGUGAUUCUGCAUGAAGACAAUCUGCAAAAGAAAAAAUAACUGUCUUCAAGUACUGCUCUACUAUUACAUAAUCUUCAUCUGUGGUGCUCUGACGUGCAAAAUGCAGCUGUUCACUAUGUCGAUGUCAUGUUCAAUGUGUAGACACUCUGAUAGAACAAACAUAAAAAAACAUUUACACAGUAGUUCCAAUGUAGAUUCAUUUAAUAAAUGAGUAAACUAUUCACAGUAACAGCUUUGUGUGAGGAUGUCACUGUGAUCAAAGUUAAUAAAACUGAAUAUUAGAACACCGAGUGUAUUAUAUUGUCAUUGUUCUUGUUGAAAACGAACGUUCACAUGUAUUGUGUGUUUGUGUUAAUCUUUGAUGACGUUAUCUGUUGUGAAAUACGGACAAUAAAACAGCAUUUGUCCAUUUCUAGAUAUGGAGCAUAUGUUUGAAAAAACAAAGUGGCAAUAAUGUACAUACGUGUAUAACUGAUGUGUUGUAACGUAGCUCCUUGCUAGUGAUAAUUUCCCAAAUGUGACAU